GCCACCUCUUAGCAAAAGCAACAUCGCAGCAAAGCUCUACUCUACUCCAGCGCAAGACCCUCGUUCGGCGAGCGAGCGCCAUGGGCAACUGCCUCAACGCGGCCUCCAAGCAGCAGGACCCGCGGCGGCGGCGCGGGGAGAGGGUCGUGCCGGAGGAGAGGGAGGACACCAUAGCCGACGUCCUGCUGCACGAUGAGGAAGAGGAGGUGCCGGCAACGACGGCGGCGGCGUCGGGGAUGAAGGUGAAGGUGGUGCUCACGCGGGCGGAGCUGGAGUGGCUCAUGGCUCAGCUCAAGAGCGGCGACCAGCGCCUCGAGGACGUGCUGCGCCAGGUCGGCACCGCCCGCACCGGCGCCGCCGCCGACGACAGCAAGCCGACGCCGCGCGCCGACGGGUGGCGCCCGAGGCUCGAGCGCAUCCUCGAGUGCCCCGAGCCCGCCGUCGACGCCACCUAGCUAGCGGCCGUUCCGUACGUUCACUCCGGCUAACUACCGCAGUCGACCAGAGCCAGAUCUCGUCCCUGGGCCGCGCGCGUCUAGCUUUUUCGUGCUUAGAUCCGUCCGUCUGGUGCAUGGUGUGAUACUGUCUUGGCCGAUCCAUGGAGAUGCUUCUUGUUUUUGUUUCUCCAUGUCCCUGAUCUCUCUCCACCAAAGGAUCGAGUAUGUCGAGUGCCCUGGUUUAUGUAGGAUGUACACCGACCAUGCUGUUUUGUACUAGUAGCCUGUUAUUUAGAGUAGUAUCUCUUACUGCUGUUGUGCUCUGCUCCUCCUCGCUUGCGUUUUCCCUCUGAUCUGGUGGUUUGUAAAUACUGUCGUCUCAAUUCUCAAAUGGCAAUGUACCGCGCCGGGCCGUGCUUCAGUUUUUUGCAUCGGAGGUGUGACAAUUUUAGCUCACUUUAGUGGUGCAAUAUUGGAAAACAUAUCAACUUUCUUAA
Messenger RNA from Lolium perenne, 934 nucleotides. RefSeq lists its product as uncharacterized. Lineage: Eukaryota; Viridiplantae; Streptophyta; Magnoliopsida; Poales; Poaceae. The record is from RefSeq and is a predicted model, not a curated record.